AUGGAUCCUCAUCUUUAUGAGGGAAAGGUGCUUAAUAUUGAACAUUGCGAUCAAAUAAUACCACAAUUUAGCAAAUGGGAAAGAAAAGGGAAAAUUUGCUGCUUUAAUAUUGCAUAUUUUCCAGAAAUUAAAUCUUAUUUUAUCAAUCAAUGGGAAUGCAAUUGUAAAUUUCCUCCAAUUGUCUUAAUUCUCUUCUUUUUAUCAUUAGUAGCUGGCUUAUGGUCCGCAAUAGCCAAUGACAAAAUCACGAAAAAAUAUAAGAUCGUUAUUGUAGUUGUUUUAUCAAUAGUUUUCAUGCUUUGGUUCAUUUCUUACAUGUUGUGCAUGUGUCGUUCGCCAGGAUACGUCCCAUUUUAUUGGGCUGUCGAAAGAAGGGAAGAAUAUACUUAUGAAGAACAAAUGGAUGGUAUCAUCACCAACAACGAUCAAUUUAACUUUGCUAAAAGUAACGAUCGUCCUCAGCGCGGUUCUCUUAGUAUUCAAGCGAGGAGACUAGUUUUACGCGCAGAUCACGUUUGCAAAUGGGUAUCAAACUGGAUUGGUCUCAAAAACUAUCGAUUAUUCUACCUUCAGCUCUUCUGGACGUUCUGGACUUUCAUGGUUUUCUUUGUUAUAAUUGGUCUCGAGAUAUGGAGUAUCGUUGAUGCUAAAAAGUUCACUGCUACAGCUCCGCGUGUUUUAAUUUGCAUAUUAAUACUUCCAGACCUCGGUUUCUUCUUGUUUUUCAUGACAAUAUUUUUACGCCAUACAAAAUAUCUUUUCCACAACGAAACAACACUCGGAGAGUUCAAGAAAGCCAGCUUAGAAGACAAACAUAACUAUUACGAUCUCGGUUGCUGUGCAAAUAUCAGAGAAACAUGCGGACCAUGCAGUUACUGCCCAGUUUAUCUCUGCCCAUUCCCAAUCCCAAGAGUUAAUGAUGGAUACGAAUGGAAAGUUAACAGAGAUAAUGAUCCUGACCAAUUGCCCGAAUAUCCGAAAGUUACUGAAGAAUACGUUAGAGCUUGUCCAACAGUAGAAGAGAAUGAGCGUGGAAAGCCAGUACCUACUUAUGAACAGGUUGCCAAUGGACUCAUUCCAGAUUUCGAACUUUUACCACCAACAGGAAUGACUCCUCCGCCAAAGGAUCCUGAGAAUCCUCCAGCAAAUGAAGAGCAGCCACCACAGGAAGAGGAAGAAAAGAAACAUAAGAAGGAUAAAAAAGAAAAGAAAGAUAAAAAGCAUAAGAAGGAUAAGAAGAAGAAGGCGAAAAAGGAAAAGAAGGAGGAAGUCGAAGAAGCUCCUCAAGAUAUCGAAAAUGUUUCAGAUGCACCAGAUCAAUCUGGAUCUGGCUCAGGAAUCGAGGCUUAA
Messenger RNA from Trichomonas vaginalis G3, 1350 nucleotides. RefSeq names its product cysteine S-palmitoyltransferase protein. Gene Ontology annotation, molecular function: protein-cysteine S-palmitoyltransferase activity. NCBI's taxonomy places the organism in Eukaryota, Parabasalia, Trichomonadida, Trichomonadidae. The record is from RefSeq and is a predicted model, not a curated record. Gene Ontology annotation, cellular component: Golgi apparatus; endoplasmic reticulum. Bases 1 to 1350 code for a protein of 449 amino acids. Gene Ontology annotation, biological process: peptidyl-L-cysteine S-palmitoylation; protein targeting to membrane. The transcript has a single exon.